AUGUUAGAAGAGGAAGAAGAAGAGCACAUCAUAAGACGACAGGAAGCCGAAUUGGUUCGAUGGUACGCGGAUGUACAUGUACACAUGGAUAAUGAUCAGCGGGUCCCAAGUCGAUGCGAAUACGGAAUGAUUCAUAUCGUUGACGAACUUUCCUACUGGGAAGAAAGACUCGUGGACUUGGAAUUCAUAACAAAUAUAUUAAAACGCGCCCGGGUGUCCGAAAUUGUGGAACAUUUGAGGAAAGCGCAGUCUGGGUUCGUGAAACUUUAUGACAGCAUGACUAAUAGUCUAGAAGCUAUCUUCGACCGGCCGUGGUUAUUGACAUGUUCUCUCACUAAGCAAUUGCAAGAAGCGUAUUCUUCUUAUUCAGAUCUUUAUCAGCGAAUACUCAAAAAUUCAUUUAGAGCCUGGUGGAAUCAGAUUGAUCCAAAAAUCGAAAAUCAACUGGAAACCCAUAUUUUUACGAAAAACCAAUUGUCAAAUCAUUGUUGGAAAUUUAAUUUUGAUCUAAAAAGCCACAUCUAUGAUUUGACUGAUGAAAUUGUUUGUUGGAAGUUGAUCAAAGUAGAAAUGCCAUAUGAGUACUUAGAAUUUACCAAAAUUGCUAAAAACAUAAGAAUUUUACAUAAAAACGCGACCAUGAUUCUCAAGGAUUAUAAUUACAUUAUUGCUGGCUUAUCUAAACAAGAAGUACAACUGUUUUAUGAAAAAAUUAAUACAUGCGUUAAAAUAAUAGAUCCGUUGGUUCUUAAAUAUACAUGGUCUCAAUCUGAUAAUAUGAUGUUAUAUUGGGAUCACUACCUAAUCAAAAUCGAUACUCUCAUACAUGAGUCGUUAGUUCUUAAUGUGAGAUGGUCGAUGAAGAACACUCUAACACAACGAACUGAAACAGUGUUUUUGAUAAACGUCAGUUUACACGGCAAUAAGAUCAAAUACAAUCCAAGUUUAAUACAACUAGUGGUUUAUUCCAUGAAAUUACUUUUGGAUAUGACAACAGCAUUAAAAGUUAUACCCAGGUUGUGUCAUACAUUCAAAAUUGCAAACGUUAAUCUGAUGCCAUACAGCUAUGCGAUCACCCACGACAAAGUGUGUUCUGACCUGCAGACGGAGAUCGAUAUCACAACGAAAGAUAUAUUGGUGCAUUUAAAUAUUUAUAUGAAUACUUUAAUGAAAUACAGUGAUAUUUGGACCAAAGACAAACUAGAGCAAUUAAAUGAAUUUGAAUCUAUUCCACAUAACGCGGAUUCUAUUGAUAAACAAAUUAUAAUGUACCUCAACUAUAUAAAUAAGUUUAAUGAGAUGGAGACCGAAACGACAGUAUCUUGUACUAUUGUAAAUAUCAGUGAUAUGAUAAAGCAAAUUGUAAAACACUGCCAAGAUUGGAUUUCAAAUUAUUCCCUAUUACUUUUAGGUGAAACGGUCCACCUUAUCGAAGAAUUUUAUGAAUAUAUUGAAAUGAACGGUGAACGUGUAAUGUUGCCACCAGUUAACCUGGACGAAAUGGUCCAAUUUAUUGAAUAUAAAAAAAAAGUAGAUUUAGAAUGUGAUGCAAAAAAGGAAGAUAUCAAUUUAAUCACUGAAAACGUUGUUAUUUUGGACAAACAUGAAAUACAAAUGUCAGAUGAAUUACGCAGAUUGUAUGAUAAUUUGCAUAAUUCGUGGAAUAAUUAUACGAUCUUAUUGAACGAGGCGGAUUUGAUGUUAAAAGAAAAACAAGAAGAAUUCCACGAAAUGGUAUUACAUGAUCAAGAAAUCUUCAAACAAAAUAUUGAAGAUUUCAAGAAAAUUUGGGAAGAAUUUAAAGAAACAGAAUCUAAAAAUGUAGAAUUGACUUCAUCUGAUGCUUUAAACCAUAUGUCUUUAAUGGAAGAAAAAUAUCAAAAAAUAAAAACUGAAGAAAAACAAUUGAAACAUAAUCUUGCAAUAUUUAAUUUAAAAUAUGUGAAGCCACCAAAACUUAAUAUGAAAAAAGAAAUGAUUUUCUUGCGCCAAACUUUUACAAUUGCUUAUAAUUGGGAUAAUACUUGGAAUAAAUAUAAAUCUGCCAAUUUUUGGGAGAUCAAAGUAUCUGAAAUAGAAGUUACUGUACAAAAUAUUUACAAAAUGUUAAGUUCUUCUUUAAAAUUGCUAAAAGAUGAAAGUUGGAAAAUGUUAGAAAUCAGACGGGAUAGUUUGGAUGCUUUUAAACGUGUUCUACCACUUAUUAAUGAUUUAAAAAACCCAGCAAUGCGCAACCGACACUGGGAUGAAGUACGAGAAGCGAUGACUAAAUACUUUGAUGAAACCGAUCCCGGUUUUACUCUGGAAUUAAUAAUGCAAAUGCAAAUGCAAAAAUACGGAAAUCAAAUAAGUGAAAUUUCAAGUAAAGCAACAAUGGAACUAAAUAUAGAAAACUCAAUAAAAUCAAUAGCAGAGACAUGGACUAACAUGGAUUUAAAUAUAAGUUAUUUUGGUGAUGAAGACAUAUAUCGUAUUUUAGUAUCCGAUGAAAUAUUACAAAUGUUAGAAGAUCAUCUAGCGCAACUAUAUUCGAUGAAAGGAUCAAAAUACAUUUCUAUAUUUUUCAAAGACGCCGAUUAUUGGUCAAAAGGAAUUUCUCUCGUCACAGAGGUUUUAGAAAUAACGCUAUCUGUUCAAAGACAAUUUUUGUAUGCAAUGAACAUUUUUAAAGGAGAUGAUAUUCGUACUGAAAUUCCAAAAGAAGCCGAUGACUUUGAUUUAUUAACAAAAGAGUGGAAACAGAUUACAAAUAAAAUGUUUAUAGAUAAAAAUCUGUUCAAGGCAACCUGUUCAAAACCUCUAUUAAAACAAUUGAAUGCGAUGAGUGCACGAUUAGAAGAAACCCAAAGAGCAUUAGAAUUAUACAUGGAGACAAAGCGAAACAUAUUUCCUCGGUUUUAUUUUAUAUCUAACGAUGACUUAUUAGAUAUAUUAGUACAUUCGAAUAAUCCAAAACAUCUACAAAUACAUUUUAAAAAAUGUUUUGACAAUAUCAACAAAUUAGAACUCACCGAUAAUGACACUUCAGCCAUAGGAAUGUAUUCGGCAGAUGGAGAGUACGUACCUUUCACUAGUAGAGUCAAGUGUAUUGGACCUGUAGAAAAUUGGCUGAGUACUGUUGAAACAAUAAUGCGAGAAACACUUAGACAUAAGUUAGCAAUUGUACUAGAGGCGUUGAAGAAAAAUCUUAAGACUCGUGAUAAAUGGAUAUUAAAAUGGCCAGGACAAUUAUGUAUUACAGCGUCUCAAAUUUAUUGGACAGCCCAAUGUACACUAGCGUUGUUACAAUCCAAAAAUACUGGGAAUAGCAAACCACUAAAAAAACUCAGAAAAAAACAGAAAAAAAUGUUAUCAAAGUUUUCGGAUGCUAUUCGAGGAGAUCUGACAAAAAUAGACCGUUUGAAAAUUGUUUCGUUGGUCACUAUCGAAAUACAUGCUAAAGAUGUAGUCGAUCAUAUGUAUACUUCUAGAUGUAUGAACGUGGCCGACUUUGAAUGGAUGUCACAGUUACGAUUUUAUUGGGAUAAAAAGGAUAAUGAAUUAACCAUCCGACAAACAAAUACUGAACAACAAUAUGGUUAUGAGUAUUUAGGUAAUUCUGGAAGAUUAGUCAUUACACCGUUGACAGAUAGAUGUUAUAUUACAAUGACUACGGCAUUAAAUUUGUUUCGUGGUGGUAGUCCAAAAGGACCUGCGGGUACAGGAAAAACUGAAACUGUAAAAGAUUUAGGGAAAAAUCUAGCUUAUUAUGUCAUUGUCAUAAAUUGCUCAGAUGGCUUAGAUUAUAAGAGCAUGGGUCGUAUGUUUUCCGGAUUAGCACAGCAAGGUGCUUGGGGUUGUUUUGAUGAAUUUAAUCGUAUAAACAUUGAAGUGUUAUCAGUUGUGGCACAACAAAUACUGUCUAUAUAUUCUACCCUCGCAUCUCGAAAGCAUAAAUUUAUAUUUGAAGGAAAUUUGAUCAAUCUCGUACAUACGUGUGGUAUUUUUAUAACAAUGAAUCCUGGAUACGCUGGUAGGACAGAAUUACCCGACAAUUUAAAGUCAAUGUUCCGAGCUAUAUCCAUGAUGGUUCCUGAUAGCAAACUCAUUGCUGAGAUUAUGUUAUUCGGAGAAGGUUUUAGAGAAACUAGAAUUUUAUCCAAUAAAGUGUAUAUUUUAUUCGUAUUAUGUAAACAAAAACUCAGCAAACAGGAUCAUUAUGAAUUUGGACUUCGAGGCUUGGUCUCGUUAAUAAGGUAUGCUGGGCAAUGUAGACGUCAAAAUCCAUAUAUGUUAGAUGACGAGGUGCUAUUAUUGGCGAUGCAUAACAUGAAUUUAGCAAAACUUACGGUAGACGAUCUUCCAAUAUUUUUGGGCGUUGUUAAAGAUUUAUUUCCCAGUAUCACUCUACCAGAAGUUAAAAAUGACCUACUAAUUCGUGCAAUUAAGCAAUGUAUGGCAAAUAAAAACCACCAACCAUCAGAAGCUGCUAUUUCAAAAAUCAUUCAGUUACAUGAAACCAAAGUUUCUAGGCAUUCAGUCAUGAUAUUGGGACCUACUGGAGCGGCAAAAACUGCUACAUGGAAAACUCUAAAAGAAGCAAUGGCACUAUUAAAGACAGAAAAAGCUGAAUCAUUUGUAUCAGUUACUGAAUAUCCUUUGAAUCCUAAGGCACUCACUCUUGGUGAACUAUACGGAGAAUAUAAUUCUUCUCAAGAAUGGAUGGAUGGUGUGUUAUCAUUUAUAAUGCGUACAAUUUGUUCAGAUACUGGUAUUGAACAAAAAUGGAUACUAUUUGAUGGCCCGGUUGAUGCACUUUGGAUAGAAAAUAUGAAUUCGGUGAUGGACGACAAUAAAGUACUAACGCUUAUUAAUAGUGAACGAAUUACAAUGCCUGAACAGGUAUCCCUUCUUUUUGAAGUAGAAGACUUAGCUGCUGCGUCUCCAGCAACUGUUUCUAGAUGUGGAAUAGUAUACAAUGACUAUAAAGAUUUUGGUUGGAAUUUGUAUUUAAAAUCAUGGUUAACCAAAUUUGAAUAUCAACCAUACAAGAUUAAUGUAAAAAAAAAUUUUAAUAAAUAUGUAACUGCUGUGCUUGAAUUUAAACAGCUAAACUGCGUUGAAACGGUUCCUCUACCCGAAUUAAGUUCCAUUGUUACAUUAUGUACACUACUUGAAUAUUUUACAUUUAAUGACUUAGCUCUUAAAACACCCACUGGGUUAAAAGCAGAUGACUACGAUCAUCUCAUUAAAUUAUGGUUUCUUUUUUGUGUAGUCUGGUCAAUCUGUGCAGUAGUUAAUGAAGAUGGCCGUAAAAAAAUUGACACUUUUUUUAGAGAAAAGGAAGUAGUAUUUCCAAUAAGCGAUACAGUUUAUCACUAUUAUGUUGAUACGAAAACUGCUCAAUUUUAUCACUGGGAUAAUUUUUUGCGUGAUAGUUCUUGGAUAUAUAAAACAGAAUUACCUUUUUACAAAAUUAUCGUUCCUACAAUUGAUACCGUUCGGUACAAUUAUCUUGUAGAAGCAUUUUUAAGUAAAAAACGACCCGUAUUAUUGGUUGGUCCAGUUGGAACCGGAAAGACAUUGACAGUUAAAAAAGCAUUAGAAGUUUUGGACAAAAAUAAAUUUUUAAAUUUAACAAUUAAUAUGUCAGCUCGAACUACAGUGCAUAAUGUUCAAGAAAACAUUGAAGGACGAUUGGAAAAACGUACAAAGGAUACUUACGUUCCACUAUCAAAUAAAACGUUGGUGACGUUUUUGGAUGACAUGAACAUGCCUGAAAAAGAAACUUAUGGAGCUCAGGCACCAUUAGAAUUGAUUCGACAAUGGAUAGAUUACGAGUUUUGGUUUGAUCGACAGAGUCGAUUACUAAAAUAUGUGAAGAAUAUGCUCCUGAUUGCUGCCAUGGGACCACCCGGAAGUGGCAGAAGCACCAUUAGUAAUAGACUAUUGAGUUGUUUUAGCGUGAUAAAUUUAACGUUUCCCGAAGAAGCACAAAUAUCAAACAUUUACAUGUCAAUGUUAAGCCAACAUCUAAAAUCAUUCGUAGAACAUAUACGCAACUUAAGAAACGGAUUAACCAAUAUGACAAUUAAUCUUUACAAAAGUGUAGUAGCUAAUUUACUGCCAACGCCAGCAAAAAUGCACUAUUUAUUUAAUUUAAGAGAUAUAUCUAAAGUAUUUCAAGGACUUUUGCGGAGUAAUACCGAUUGUCAGACAACUGAUAACUCGAUGUUGCGACUUUGGUGUAAUGAGGUGUUCCGCGUAUUUAAUGACAAAUUAAUCGACGAAAAAGAUCGAGAAUGGUUCAUGGAUCAAAUUAAUAUUCAACUUGGAAAACAUUAUGAUAUGACUUAUCGAAGUCUAUGCUCAUCGGAACAAGGUCUUAUAUUCUGUGAUUUUUUAAAUAAGAAUUUACAUUAUGAGGAAGUUACCGAUGAAAAAUAUCUACGCGAAUUUAUUGACGAAAAAAUAAACGAUUACAAUUUAAGCUUUGGUGUGGUACCAAUGAACCUUGUAUUAUUUAGAGACGCGAUCGACCAUAUAUGUCGCAUCGUCAGAGUUAUAUCCCAACCAAGAGGUUAUAUAAUGCUGGUUGGAAUUGGAGGAUCCGGGCGAUCCUCACUUGCAAAGGUCGCAAAUUGGCUAUGUGAUUACAAAAUGUUUACAAUUGAAAUAAAUAAAUCAUAUGCGAUAGGAGAUUUCAAAGAAGACUUAAAACACCUGUAUUAUCAAACAGGAGUGAGAGAUGUACCUACGUCAUUCUUAUUUAAUGACACACAAAUUGUAAAUGAAAUGUUUUUGGAGAUCAUAAAUAACAUAUUAAGCACUGGUGAAGUACCACAACUGUACAAGGAAGAAGAGUUCGAUGAGAUUAAAGAACAAUUAUCAAAUGCUGCUAAAAUGGAAGGUGUUCCUGAAACUACAGAUGACAUUUAUUCAUUCUUCUUAGAUCGCGUUAGAAGCAAUCUUCACAUUAUUCUAUGUCUAAGUCCGAUUGGAAUCAAGUUUCGAACACGGUUACGUCAGUAUCCUUCCUUGGUAAAUUGUACUACGAUUGAUUGGUUUUUGGAUUGGCCUAAGGAUGCUUUACUAGAAGUGGCAUUAAACUCUCUUACUACACUAGAAGUCUUGGCAACUAUAACUGGCGCACCAAGAGUAUUCGAUGUAAAUUCAAUAUCUUUAUCGGAGAUAGAGUUGAAACUACGUAUUGCAAAUUUAUUCUCUAUUAUUCACCAUUCUGUAGGAGAAUAUUCGAGGAUGAUGAUUUUAGAAUUAAAGCGAUACAAUUAUGUUACACCUACAAAUUAUUUAGAAUUCGUAACUGGAUAUAAAGAAACAUUACGUACAAAACGAAUUGAGAUCGCAAAUAAAGCAAAUAAAUUAAGAAAUGGUUUGUUCAAAAUAGACGAUACCAGUGAAAAAGUAGCUGGAAUGACAGUAGAUUUAGAAAAAGCCACAAAAGUUGUUUUAGCAUAUACGAUGGAGUGUGAUGAAUUUUUAUCAUUUAUUUUAAAACAAACAGCAAAAGCUGACCAACAAAAAACUGAAGUUGACGAAAAAAGUAUUAAAAUCAAAGAAGAAGAAAUUGUUUGUCAAGAAUUGUAUAGAUUGGCAAUGAUUGAUUUAGAAAAAGCUUUACCUGCACUAGAGGAAGCUAUGGAAGCUUUGAAUGCACUUAAUAAAAAAGAUCUUGCAGAAGUAAAAUCUUUUUCAAAACCUCCACAUAGAGUAAAAUUAGUUUUAGAAGCUGUAAUGAUAUUAAAAGAAUCUGAACCUAGUUGGACUGAAGCCAAAAGACAAUUAGGAGAUCCGAAUUUUUUAACGCAAUUAAAAGAUUUUGAUAAGGAUCAUGUAUCACCAAAAGUAUUAAAAAAAAUAAAUACAUUUACAUCAAAUCCAGAGUUUGAACCUGAUAAAGUAGGAGCUCAAUCAAUAGCAGCUAAAUCACUUGCUCAGUGGGUCAUUGCAAUAGAAAAAUAUGCAAUAAUUUACAAAAUUGUAGCUCCCAAAAAAGAAUCUGCCGAUGCAGCAUUAUCUGAUCUUAAGCAAAAAGAAAAUGAAUUACUUACUGCACAACAGAAAUUAUCCGAGAUACAAAAACUAUUAUUACAAUUAAAAACUGAUUUUGAUAAAAAAAUGGAAGAAAAGGAACAAUUGGUUAAAAAGGCAGAUGCUUUGAAAAGAAAUCUUGAUAGGGCAGCUUCAUUAAUUGAAGGACUAUCUGACGAAAAAAUACGAUGGACGGAAACUGUAAAACAGUUAGACAUACAUUUUGAUUAUUUACCUGGUGAUUGUCUACUCAGUAUAGCAUUUGUUUCGUAUAUGGGUCCAUUCGUAUUUAAGUAUAGAGAUAUACUUUUGAAAUUAUGGACAACCUCAUUGAAAGAUAUGAAAAUUCCAAAUAAUCCAGCAUAUGACAAUAAAGAUUUUCUAUCGGAUCCGGCUAUUAUAAGAAACUGGAAUAUCCAUGGUUUGCCCAACGAUGACUUGAGUACAGAAAAUGGAAUAAUUAUCAGCCGUGGUUCACGAUGGCCAUUGAUUAUAGAUCCACAAUGUCAAGCUUUGAAAUGGAUAAAAAACAUGGAAGAAGGAAACGAUUUGAAAAUCAUUGAUUUUUGUUUACCAAAUUACAUAUAUAUUUUGGAAAUGGCAUUACAAAAUGGAAACCCAACAUUGUUACAAUUAUCCUCUGAACAUCUCGAUCCUUCAGUGAUGCCUGUUUUGUCAAAAUCGAUCAUAGAAAAAGAAAAUCAACUCUAUAUUAAAAUGGGCGAUAAGAUGUUACCAUAUAAUGAUAAUUUUAGAUUUUUUAUAACAACAAAAUUAAGAAAUCCGUAUUACCCUCCUGAGAUUUUUACUCGAACGACAGUGGUUAAUUUUGCAAUUAAAGAAGAAGGACUUGAAGAUCAACUUUUAGACGUUGUGAUCACAAUGGAAAAACCAGAAUUGAAAAUACUUAAAGAUAAUUUGAUAAUUAACAUUGAUAAAGGUAAAAAAACAUUGGUUGAACUGGAAGAUGAACUACUUAGACUCCUCAAUGAGAUUGAAGGAUCGCUGUUAGAAAACGAUGAACUUUUCCAAACAUUAGCUUCUUCAAAAAUUAUAUCAGUAACUAUCAAUGAACAACUCGAAACCUCUUUUACAACUCAGAUUGAUAUUGAUGUUGCUCGAGAGGGUUAUAGAGCAUGUGCUAAACGAGCAUCCAUUUUAUUUUUUGUUCUAAAUGAUCUCAAUCAAAUUGAUCCUAUGUAUCAGUUUUCAUUAGAUGCAUAUAUGGAUCUCUUUGAAAAUUCUAUAAGAAGAAGCGAAAAAAGUGAAUCACUUUUAGAAAGAUUAAAUAAUUUGAAUUCUUACCAUACAUAUGCAGUUUAUAAAAAUACUUGUCGAGGAUUGUUCGAAGUUCACAAAUUAUUAUUUUCAUUUCAAAUAAUUAUAAGUUUAUUAAUGGCAGAGGACUUAAUACCUGCAUAUGAAAUGGAAUUUCUUUUAAAGGGCGGUAUAGUAGUUAAUAAAAUAGAACAGGCAGAAAAUCCUUGUCCAUCUUGGUUGUCAUCAUCCAAUUGGGAUAAUAUUUCCGAAUUGAAUAAAUUGCCGGGAUUUCUUGGAGUAGAAAAAUCUUUUGAACAGUUCUCUCGAGAAUGGAAGCAAUGGUAUAUGUCUUCGAAUCCGGAAUCAACAAAUCUUAUUGGUAAUUGGAAUGAUAACACUAAUUCAUUUCAAAAAAUGUUGUUCGUAAGAUCUCUGCGAUUAGAUAGAUUAUCAUUUGCAAUAACAAAUUUUAUUGCUAGUAAACUCGGUUCUAAGUUCAUAGAACCACCAGUUAUGGAUGUUAAAAGUGCACUAGAAGAUUCUAGUUGCAAAACACCAUUGAUAUUUUUGUUAUCUCCUGGUGUGGAUCCAACAAACACAUUAAUUGCUUUGGCUUCGAGUAACAAAAUGAAUUAUGAAUCUUUAUCUUUGGGUCAAGGCCAAUCAUUAGUUGCAACACAAUUGAUUGAACAAGGUCAACAAUCGGGUAAGUGGAUAUUUCUCGCCAAUUGUCAUCUUUCUUUGUCAUGGAUGCCACAGUUAGAUAAAAUAGUAGAUGUUAUGCAAGAUGGUAAAUCACAUCCAGAAUUCAGGUUGUGGCUAAGUUCAAAUCCUAAUCCUGAUUUUCCUAUUGCAUUAUUACAAAGCUCAAUAAAAAUGACAACUGAACCACCAAAAGGAUUAAAAGCAAAUAUGAAACGUUUAUACCAGAAUUUAACUCAUGAACAAUUUGCUAAAUGUAAAUCACAAGAAAAAUACAAGAAAUUAAUAUUUUCCCUUUGCUUUUUUCAUUCAAUAUUAAUUGAAAGAAAAAAAUUUCAAAAUCUUGGAUGGAACGUGAUAUACAGUUUUAAUGAUUCCGAUUUUGAAGUAUCAGAAAAUUUAUUAUCCAUAUAUUUAGAUGAAUAUGAAGAAACUCCUUGGAAAGCUUUGAAAUAUUUGAUAGCUGGAAUUUGUUAUGGUGGUCAUGUUACUGAUAACAUGGACAGAAGACUUUUAGAUACUUACAUUUCUCAAUAUUUUAAUGAAGAUGCAAUAAACACGCCUCAUUAUAAGUUAUCUUCAUUGUCAAGUUAUUUUAUUCCAAGAGAUGGUGAUUUACAAAUGUACAGGAGUUACAUUGAUACAUUGCCAAUUGUAGACAGGCCUGAAAUAUUUGGACAACAUGGUAAUGCUGAAAUGGCUUCUUUUAUGGGAGAGAAUCGUAUAAUUUGCGAUGCCCUAAUGAUUUUACAAGGACAAUCAUCAACGGUGACUGAAGAAAAUAUGGAAGGCAAAGUUUUAGAUUUAUCAACUAAAAUUUUAAAAAAGUUACCUGAUCUGAUUGAUUAUGCUUCUACUGCAAAAAACAUUAAAAGAAACCCCUUGGAUAUUGUACUAUUGCAAGAGGUACAACGUUAUAAUAGUUUAUUGAGCAAUAUUAAAAUAUCAUUAAUCGGUCUAAUGAAAGGCAUCAAAGGGCUAACAGUAAUGUCAUCUGAUUUCGAAAAGAUAUUCCAGUGUAUAAAUGAAGGUAGAGUUCCUAGUCAAUGGCUCAAAACAUACCCGUCGUUAAUGUCUCUGGGACCCUGGACUCAGGAUUUAAUAGAAAGAAUCAAUCAUUUUAAAACUUGGGCAAACAAAACUCACCCACCUAUAUUAUUUUGGCUGGGAGCUUAUACUUACCCAAUUACAUUUCUGACAGCUGUUUUACAGAUUCAUUCACGAAGUUCAAAAAUAGCAAUAGAUUUACUCAGUUGGGAAUUUAUUCCAAUACAGCCAGAAAAGGAAUCACUAUCACCAAAAGAAGGAGCUUACGUACGAGAUCUUUAUUUAGAAGGGGCUGAUUGGAAUUUUAAAAAAUCGUGUUUGUGUGAAUCAGUACCAUUAAAAUUUAUUUCCAACUUACCAGUAAUACAUUUUAAGCCCACAGAAAAUACAAGAAUUCCAAAAAAUUUCUACCAAUGUCCAAUAUAUUAUUAUCCUCUACGGUGUGGUGACGGAAGAGAAUCUUUUAUAAUCAUGAUGCACCUUGAUAGCGGAACGGAAUCCCCAGAAUAUUGGAUUAAACGAGCUACAGCUGUAUUGCUUAGUUUAUCAGACUAA
Molecule: messenger RNA, 11595 nt
Organism: Melanaphis sacchari
Lineage: Eukaryota; Metazoa; Arthropoda; Insecta; Hemiptera; Aphididae
Gene: kl-2
Product: dynein heavy chain 2, axonemal
Exons: 58
Coding region: 1-11595 (3864 amino acids)
Biological process (GO): microtubule-based movement
Cellular component (GO): dynein complex
Molecular function (GO): ATP binding; minus-end-directed microtubule motor activity; ATP hydrolysis activity
Source: RefSeq, a predicted model, not a curated record